Molecule: messenger RNA, 606 nt
Organism: Aspergillus chevalieri
Lineage: Eukaryota; Fungi; Ascomycota; Eurotiomycetes; Eurotiales; Aspergillaceae
Exons: 3
Coding region: 1-606 (201 amino acids)
Source: RefSeq, a predicted model, not a curated record
AUGCUCCCUCUGGCCGUCCUCCUCUCUCUGGUCGCGGCCUCUGCCGCCCAGAAUUACUCCUUCCCCAAAGGCUUUGACGUCAAAAGUGUCGAACUGGCUACUCGCUCGUCCUGGUGUACUGCUCAGCGCAGCACCUGUCCUAAGAUCUGCAAUGGCAAGACCGAUGAGAACAGCUGCGAGCCGGAAAACCUCACCUUCUCCUGCAAAUGCGACAACGGAAUCGCCGACCUCGAGGACUACAAGCUGACCGUUCCCUUCUUCGUCUGUCAAGAAAACUUUGGCAACUGCAUCGCCGCUCAUCCAGACGACGCUGAUGGCCAGGACCAGUGCAAGAAGGACAACCAGUGUGGUACUCGCAAUGCCACUGAGACGGCCUCCAAGUCAGACUCGGAGUCGUCCUCGUCCUCUUCGGACUCUUCUUCGCCGUCCUCCAGCUCGACUGCCACUUUGACUAGCUCCCACCAAACGGACAACUCGGACUCGUCUGCGGCCAGCAGCUCUCCUUCGACCACGGCCAAUGCGGCAGCAGCUCUGCGUAUGGCUCAGGGUCACUCGACCGGUGUGUUUGCGACGGCGUUGCUGGUUGUUAUGGGAUUGGCUCUGUAA